GUGUGGGAGAACUGGAACUGGAAGGCGAAUUUGCGGAAUGUUGUCAAUUCGGGAAUCACAGGGGGGAUGAAGAAGAGCGCGAGCGCCUUAACGACGACAAGAAAAGGCAAAAAUUAUUGGGAAGGAAAUUCGAUUCGGGCUCUGAUAUCACUGAUCUUCAAGUGAAUUGUUUAUAGUUUGUUCCGUUGAUGUCUUAGAGAGGACUUCAUUGAUCACCCGAAUUGCAAGUGAAACGAGGCAGGGAAGAUGUAUCAAUGGAGGAAAUUCGAGUUCUUCGAAGAGAAACUAGCUGGAAGAUGCACAAUUCCGGAAGAGGUCAGGGAAAAGAAGAUCGAGUGUUGCUCGAGCGGCAGAGGGAAGGUGGUGAUCGGAUGCAAUGACGGUAGCGUUAACCUACUUGAUCGUGGGCUUAAGUUCAGCUAUGGAUUUCAAGCUCAUUCCUCUACCGUAUCCUUUCUGCAACAGCUCAAGCAACGGAACUUUCUAGUCACUGUUGGAGAAGAUGUGCAAAUAGCUCCGCAACACACUGCAAUGUGCUUGAAGGUUUUUGACCUUGAUAAAAUUGAGCCGGAGGGCUCAAGUGCAACAAGUCCCGAGUGUAUUGGAAUCUUGAGGAUAUUUACUAAUCAAUUUCCCGAGGCAAAGAUUACGUCAUUUUUAGUCCUAGAGGAGGCUCCGCCAAUACUACUUAUUGCCAUUGGCCUGGAUAAUGGUUGCAUAUACUGCAUCAAAGGGGACAUUGCACGUGAACGCAUUAACCGUUUCAAGCUUCAGGUAGAUAUCUCAGACAAGAAUCAAUCAUCUAUCACUGGGCUCGGGUUCAGAGUGGAUGGUCAGGCUCUUCAGUUAUUUGCUGUAACUCCCGAUUCAGUGAGUUUAUUCAGCCUGCAGACUCAACCGCCAAAGGGGCAAACUCUGGAUCACAUUGGAUGUGGUGUGAACGGUGUCACAAUGAGCGAUCGCUCAGAGUUGAUAGUUGGUCGUCCGGAGGCAGUUUAUUUUUAUGAAGUUGAUGGACGAGGUCCUUGCUGGGCUUUUGAAGGAGAAAAAAAGCUUGUAGGAUGGUUUCGCGGAUACCUUCUAUGUGUUAUUGCAGAUCAGAGAAAUGGAAAGAACACUUUCAACAUUUAUGACCUGAAGAAUCGUCUGAUUGCCCAUAGUCUUGUAGUUAAAGACGUUUCUCACAUGCUUUGUGAAUGGGGUAGUAUUUUACUUAUAAUGGACGACCAAUCAGCUCUAUGUAUUGGAGAAAAGGAUAUGGAAAGCAAAUUAGAUAUGCUAUUUAAAAAGAAUUUGUACACCAUAGCUAUUAAUCUUGUUCAAAGUCAACAAGCCGAUGCUGCUGCAACUGCAGAAGUGCUAAGAAAGUAUGGGGACCAUCUAUACAGCAAGCAAGAUUAUGAUGAGGCUAUGGCCCAGUAUAUCCAUACUAUUGGACAUCUUGAGCCCUCUUAUGUUAUACAAAAAUUUCUUGAUGCUCAACGAAUCUAUAACCUCACUAAUUACUUGGAAAAUUUGCAUGAGAAAGGGCUGGCUUCUAAAGAUCAUACCACUCUUCUACUAAACUGCUACACCAAAUUGAAAGACGUUGAAAAGCUGAAUGUAUUUAUUAAGAAUGAGGAUAGCGCUGGAGAGCAUAAAUUUGAUGUUGAGACAGCAAUAAAAGUUUGUCGUGCUGCCAAUUACCAUGAACAUGCCAUGUAUGUUGCUAGGAGGGAAAGAAAGCAUGAAUGGUACCUUAAGAUCUUACUUGAAGACCUUGGAAGAUAUGAUGAGGCCCUGCAGUAUAUUGCCAGCCUUGAGCCUAGUCAAGCAGGGGUGACAAUUAAAGAGUAUGGGAAGAUUCUAAUAGAACACAAGCCACGCGAGACAAUUGAUAUUCUCAUGAAGCUUUGGACGGAGGACGGUGAGACGUUAAAGGAAAGGGCCUCAAAUGGCACAUAUUUAUCUUUGCUGCCAUCUCCCAUUGAUUUUCUCAACAUUUUCAUUCAUCAUCCACAGUCACUUAUGGAAUUCCUUGAAAAGUAUACAAAUAAGGUAAAGGACUCACCUGCUCAAGUGGAAAUCAACAAUACACUGUUGGAAUUGUACCUGUCAAAUGAUUUAAACUUUCCAUCAAUGUCCCAAGCUAGCAAUGGAAUAAAUCUUAGUCUUGUAGAAAGAUCCGGAGCAACACUGAUAUCAGCUGAGUCCAAUACAAAAGUAAGCUUCGAGAAUAAGGACCCUGUAAAGGAUAAGGAACGGCUUGAAAGGCAAGAGAAGGGAUUACGCCUGUUAAAGAAUGCAUGGCCAUCAGAACAGGAAAACCCUCUCUAUGAUGUUGACCUUGUUAUCAUUCUCUGUGAAAUGAAUGCAUUCAGGGAAGGACUUAUGUAUUUAUAUGAAAAAAUGAAACUCUACAAGGAGGUUAUAGCUUGCUAUAUGCAAACUCACGACCAUGAGGGUUUGAUUGCUUGCUGUAAAAGAUUGGGCGAUUCAGGGAAGGGAGGUGACCCUUCUCUAUGGGCAGAUUUACUGAAGUACUUUGGUGAACUUGGGGAAGAUUGUUCCAAAGAAGUGAAGGAAGUUUUGACCUAUAUUGAAAGGGAUGAUAUCUUGCCUCCUAUUAUGGUUAUCCAGACGCUCUCAAGAAAUUCAUGCCUCACACUUUCUGUCAUCAAGGACUAUAUUGCAAGAAAGCUUGAACAGGAAUCCAAGAUGAUUGAAGAGGACAGGCGGGCAAUUGAAAAGUAUCAGGAAGACACAUUAGAAAUGAGAAAAGAAAUUGAAGAUCUUAGGACAAAUGCUAGAAUUUUUCAGCUUAGCAAGUGCACUGCAUGCACGUUCACCCUUGAUCUUCCAGCUGUUCACUUCAUGUGUAUGCAUUCAUUCCAUCAGCGUUGCUUGGGGGAUAAUGAAAAAGAAUGUCCAGAGUGUGCUCCAGAUUACAGAAAAGUUCUAGAUAUGAAGAGAAGCUUGGAGCAGAAUAAGGAUCAGGACCAGUUCUUCCAGCAAGUGAAGAGUUCAAAAGACGGGUUUUCUGUGAUUGCCCAAUACUUUGGUAAGGGAAUCAUUAGCAAAACCAGUAAUGGAUCUAUGGAUGCUACAAACUCAGGGAAUGCUUCUUCAACAAAUGGUUUUUGAUUAUGGUUUGAGAAGGUGCUUGUUUGUAGAUCUCCGAUGCGAUUGCCUCCUAAUCUUAUUGCAUAACUGAGUCUUGUACAAUGCAAUUGGACUGGCUCUCAAUGGUGACAUGAUUGAUGGUUUGUCCUGAGGAACUUUGUCCCGUUGGUUUCUGGUUUGUCGACGUUGGCCAGGGAACGACGAGACACUCUUGUUCCAUGGUCCAGUCUCUCUUCCAAGUGUGAGCGUUGUAAUAAAAAGGCUUUAUGUUGUCCGCUUUCUGCAAAAUGAGUUAAGCAAUUAAGAUGUAUUCGUUUGUCAAUAUCAUUUUUUGUCUCCAUCUCCCUUCCUCUAGGCUGAAACAGAUGCUCUAAAGCUGCAAGUAGCCAGUGCCUGCCUGUUCUUGUAACUUACUCUGCUCCGAAGACUUUCUGUCAACUUUAUAGCAGAUUAGUUCGGUAACGACAUGAAGAACGCUCUUAUGAAGAUCCAGAUCGCCACGGUAUUACUGGUUCUGUUCAGCUGGAGAACUUGACAUCUGGGUUAAGGUGCUGAAGUUGAAGAAGACAUGGCAUGGUUGGAGGAGGAAAAUAGAUACCUUAGGUAUUUCUACUUGGAACUUUUCAUUACCAAUCUCAUAUAAUUUGAUUAUUUAACUUGAUUAACGUAGAUUGUAACGUAUGAUUUAUUUUCCUCUUUGUUGGAAUGCAGUUGUGUUAUAGUUGUCAUU
Molecule: messenger RNA, 3832 nt
Organism: Momordica charantia (bitter melon)
Lineage: Eukaryota; Viridiplantae; Streptophyta; Magnoliopsida; Cucurbitales; Cucurbitaceae
Gene: VPS11
Product: vacuolar protein sorting 11
Biological process (GO): endosome organization; organelle fusion; vacuole organization
Cellular component (GO): endosome; HOPS complex
Molecular function (GO): protein-macromolecule adaptor activity; protein binding
Source: RefSeq, a predicted model, not a curated record